Messenger RNA from Saccoglossus kowalevskii, 3060 nucleotides. Its product is annotated as phosphatidylinositol 4,5-bisphosphate 3-kinase catalytic subunit. Gene Ontology annotation, biological process: cell migration; phosphatidylinositol-3-phosphate biosynthetic process; phosphatidylinositol 3-kinase/protein kinase B signal transduction. Gene Ontology annotation, cellular component: plasma membrane; cytoplasm; phosphatidylinositol 3-kinase complex, class IA. NCBI's taxonomy places the organism in Eukaryota, Metazoa, Hemichordata, Enteropneusta, Harrimaniidae. The record is from RefSeq and is a predicted model, not a curated record. Gene Ontology annotation, molecular function: 1-phosphatidylinositol-3-kinase activity; 1-phosphatidylinositol-4-phosphate 3-kinase activity.
GUGCAGCUAUUAAUGAAAGCUUUGACCUUGUUUGUAGGAUGAUGCCGUAUAAUUGCCUAGCAACUGGAAAUAUGACUGGGAUGGUUGAAGUGGUUCGAAAUGCUAAAACUGUAUUUAAAAUUCAGCAAGGUGGUGGAAUCAAAGGAACAUUCCAGCUCAAUAAUACUAUGUUACAUCAGUGGAUUAAAGAAAGAAACAAAGGCUCCCUAUAUAAUAAAGCAAUAGAAGCAUUUACAAAGUCCUGUGCCGGCUACUGUGUGGCUACUUUUAUACUUGGUAUCGGUGAUCGACAUAAUGAUAAUAUUAUGGUCAGUGAAGAUGGACGGAUAUUCCAUAUAGAUUUUGGACAUUUUCUUGGUCAUUUCAAGAAGAAGUAUGGCAUCAAACGAGAGAGAGUGCCAUUCGUUUUGACCGCUGACUUUGUCAAUGUCAUAUCAAAGGGUCAGCCUUACGAUAAAAGUGAAGAAUUCAAACAAUUCCAGAUAAUCUGCUCUACUGCAUAUGUUAAACUACGUAAACAUGCCAAUCUAUUCAUCAGUCUUUUUAUGAUGAUGUUGUCAUCUGGGAUACCUGAGCUUCAAACCAUUGAAGACGUGCAUUAUUUGCAGAAAACGCUUGCAGUGAAUCGAACAGAAGAUGAAGCAUUGUUAUACUUUGUGAAGCAGUUUGACGCUGCCCACGGUGGAGGAUGGACAACUAAACUUGAUUGGCUAAUGCACGGGAUCAAACAUUUUUCAAAAUAAUGUUCUCUUGAUGUUUAUCCCUGGAGGUGGAGCUACUUCACAAGACGUUCUACGUUGCUAAGACGCGCACCACUGUACCACGUAUUUCUAUGGGUUCUAUGUGCUGCUGAGGAACGCGGAAAGUCGAGUGAAGAGCCGGUGAAAAUUCGAGAAAACAACAGAAACUCAACUUUGAAGUAAUCCUGAACAAUCAAACUUAUAUGCGUUGCACACGCAGGGGUAAUAUUGUUACACUGUUCAGGGGAGUCUGAACAACCAUCCCAAAGUACCGUUUUCUGAGAGUUUUCUGUCUUUGUUUUCACCGUGAUGGUUGCCAGGUGGUGAAGAUGUCCGCCCCGAGAAUAUCAGAGACCAAAAAAAAAGCAUUUAUGUAAUGUAUGAUCUCUCCUGGACCAAGUACACACUAUCUGCUUGAAUAUGUGAACAUGUUUAUUGUAGAAAAUCAGAGCAGUUCUUUAAAACAUUUCAUGACUAAAAGUUCGUGAUUGGUUAAAGAACUUGAGUAGUUAGCCAAUCAAAAACAACACAUUUGUUGAGUGGUAUAGACCCUUUGAAUUUUAGGGCUUAUUUGGAUUACUCUGAUGACCUGAGAAGUCACACAUACAAACUGCCACUGACAAGGUAUGAAUUACCGCCAUCUUUCAUUUGUGUUAGAUUUGUAAUGUGUGCUAAUAGAUGAAUUAUCAUAUACAGGUUAUUUUACUUUUCAGAUAACAAAUUUCAAAUUGAGUGAGUUACAUAGAUUUUUCUAAACUACUUUGUCAACUUUGACCCAUCACCGCCAUUGUCAACUUUGACCCCAUCACCGCCAUUGUCAACUUUGACCCCAUCACCGCCAUUGUCAACUUUGACCCUUUCACCACCACCAUUGUCAACUUUGACUCUUUCACCUCCAUUGUCAACUUUGACCCCUUUUACCUCCGUUGUCAACUUUGGCCCUUUCACCGCUGUUGUCAACUUUGACCUUUUCACCACCAUUGUCGACUUUGAAACCAAGAAAAAAAUUAGCAAUAAAAUAAUAAAAUGGUAGUGUAGAAUACUUUAAUACAUUGAAACGUUACUGAAACCAUACUUAUUUGCAUAUCUCCAUAGAGGUGUAAGAUAAAUAUGAUGUCUUAAUCAGAUUUUAACCUUUUGAACACCAAAGACCAUUUUGUUGUCUUUCAAAUAAACCUGCAUAAUUUCAUUCGUAUUUUGUCAAGAAUUGUGAUCAGUACCUGUAUACAAUGGGAAAUGAUGUCUAAAAUGGGAUGACAAUCUUUGCUCUGGUAACUAUCAAUGUACAAACAAUGUACAAUCCAAUGUCACAGUUGUCAGGUACCCAGACGAUGUACAUUUAGCAGCACCAUUGUCAGUUACCCAGACUCCAUUUAGUGGUAUGGUUGUCGGUUACCCAGACUAUGUCUAUUUAUCUUACAAACGUUGAUAUUGGAAAUACAUAAUUACGGAACAUUAACCAUUCAAAUUUAACUUUUUUUCAAAAAUGCAGAUAUAUCCAAGAAUUACUGACGAAUCACCUUGAGCGUAUUCCAGUAGAAUAGAUGUGAAUUUAUGUGACAAAAUGCACUGUGUGUUGGUGCUUUAAUAUAAUAUAUUUUUGUAAUUUUGGUAUAAAAAUUGGUCUACGGUACUUAAUGCUGAAUGUAAGGAAUUUAUAUUUUAUCAGAAAUAUUUAUAAUUGAAAUAAUGUUUGCAAUGCUUGGUGAGUCGCAUUUUUGUGGCGUUUAACCUUGGAUCUCAUCAGUCGUUAAUUUUUGCUGAAAUUUGAUUUCACUGUUUUGAAAGACAAUGCUUCCUUUUACAAUUUUUUAGGUAUCUAGUAAAUAAAUAGAUUGUCAGUUAUAUACUGUAUAUCAUAUGCAUUUCACAAAGAGACUAAUGUCAGGGAACACCACAACUUUUGUAGCGGUAAACAUUUCACUGGUGUUCUGAAAGCACAGAAUGAUUUUUGUGAAAUGUGGCAUAUCAUGAAAAUUAAAAGGUUUACAGUCGAUUGUAAACUGCUUUGUAUUUGAGGGCGCUGUACCAUGUGAACAAUGGUUUUGAUGCCUGGUCAUUAGCUAUGUAUGAACAAAAAAUAGUUUAUGCUGUAUUAUUAUACUUCAUGUUGUCAUAGCAAUUGGAAAUUAUAUAUAUUGUGCCGAAUUGUAUACCUAGAUGUCUGUAAACUUUCUGAAAGUCAAGUCUUCAACUGUUCCCUGUUUUCUUAUCAGUUGCCUAGUUCUACUCAGCUUAAGUUAUGUUUUUGUUACACUAAUUGAGUUUAUUCUGUUACUUGCUUGCAAUAAGAGCAAUAAAAUUGAGCUGUAUUUCAUCU